Mollisia scopiformis is the source of this 1386-nucleotide messenger RNA. Its product is annotated as nicotinate phosphoribosyltransferase-like protein. The transcript is spliced from 2 exons. Gene Ontology annotation, molecular function: nicotinate phosphoribosyltransferase activity. Gene Ontology annotation, biological process: NAD+ biosynthetic process. The record is from RefSeq and is a predicted model, not a curated record. Lineage: Eukaryota; Fungi; Ascomycota; Leotiomycetes; Helotiales; Mollisiaceae. The annotation marks the transcript as partial.
AUGGAUUUCAACGGCUCCAACCCAUUUCCCGAGGGAGUCAUCUCCUUCCUCGACACGGAUCUCUACAAGCUGACUAUGCAAUGCGCCGUCUUGAAGUACUUUCCAGAUGUGCAAGUCAGCUAUGCUUUUAAGAAUAGGACCCCGGAGAAGAAAUUAUCUAGAGCCGCAUUUCAAUGGUUGCAGAUCCAAAUCAAUAAGCUUGGAAACAUAGCCCUCUCGAAUGAUGAACUGCGAUUUCUGCAGACGACAUGCACGUAUCUUAACAAAGCCUACCUCGAAUUUCUAAAAGAAUUCCGACUCAAUCCUCGAGAGCAGGUCACAGCCUCGUUUGUCGCGAUUAAUGACACUGGAAGUGAAGAUGACAUUGGCGAAGUCGACCUUGUGAUUAAGGGCAAAUGGGUCGAUACGAUUCUCUACGAAAUUCCGCUGCUCGCUUUGACUAGUGAGGCAUAUUUCAGGUUUAUGGACACAGAUUGGACAUAUGAUGGUCAAGAGGAAAAGGCCUACGACAAGGGUAUGCGGCUACUGGAAGCAGGCUGCAUUGUCUCCGAGUUUGGCACACGGAGGAGAAGAGAUUACCAUACCCAAGCACUUGUCUUCCGAGGUCUUGUCAAAGCCAAGAAGGAUGGUCAGAAGAAGGGCCUUCCAGGGCAGAUCUCGGGAACGAGUAAUGUUCACUUGGCUAUGAGAUUUGGCAUUCCCCCAAUUGGUACCGUGGCGCACGAGUGGUUCAUGGGCGUCGCAGCUAUCACCGGUGAUUACGACAAUGCGACAAGAAAUGCACUCAGCUACUGGGUUGGUUGCUUCGGAGAAGGCGUUUUAGGCAUUGCUUUAACAGACACAUUUGGCACGCCUGUCUUCCUGAAGGCUUUUAACGAGCCGAUCCAGAAAGUGACGGAUGGAAAGCAAGAUGGUGUAGCCACAGGAACUCUGGAAAGCGAAGAAAAGCCAAGAACAUUCGCAGAGGUCUUCACUGGUGUGCGACAAGAUUCAGGUGACCCAGCCAACUUCGUAAAGUUGAUGCGGGAGUUCUACGACAAAGUUGGUAUCAAGGAGAAGAAGACUAUUGUCUUUUCAGAUUCUCUCAAUAUUGAUCUCUGCAUCGAGUACAAGAAAAUCUCCGAUGAAGCUGGCUUCAAUUGUACGUUUGGUGUUGGGACUUUUUUCACCAACGACUUCGUACACCAGACUACUGGCAAGAAGUCUGUUCCUCUAAAUAUCGUCAUAAAAUUGAGUUCGGCUGCUGGCAACCAAGCUAUCAAGAUCAGUGAUAAUAUCGGGAAGAACACUGGUGAUAGGGAAACUGUCGAGAAGGUCAAGAUGCAACUGGGUUACGUUGAGGAGGAUUGGAAGUUAGGUGAUGAGGCCAAGCGAUGGGGAACUGAA